UACAGGAACAGGAUAAGUGACAUCAAACACCCCUCCUCUUUGCCCUAUGGUUCUCUUUUCUGCUGCUCUCUUCAAAAUUACAGACACUUCAAAGCCACAGUCAUACGCACAACGAUGAACCAAGCGCUGAUAAAAGCUUUCCUUCUCUGCAGCCUCAGUUGGAUCUCUGUCUCAGGUUCUGAGUCUCAGACUGUGGAGGUCCAGUCUGGUGAAGAUGUCACACUGAUGUGCUCCGGCAUGGACAAACAUGUUUCAGUCAGAUAUUGGCUUAAACUAGUCAAAGGAACCGACAUCCAAUGUGUCUCUACUAUGACCAGUCAUAACAGUGAAGUGACAUAUCAUGAUGGAUUCAGUAAUCAUACAUUCACUAUGUCGUCCAACACCUCUACUAUCUUUCUCAAAGUCCGUUCAGUGGAAUUAAACGACUCUGGAAUUUAUUACUUUGGAUUUAACAAAGAUGGACGUCCAUUUUUUACUACGAUACAUCUAAAGAUCAAAGAGUGUGAUGGAGCAGCGACUCUGGUGAGCAUGAUCCUGGGUGCUUUGACUCUUUUGCUUGUCAUGGUGGUCAUCGGUCUGGGUGCUAAAAUUAGGAAACUUCAGACAGCUGCUGAAGAAAGACAGAAUCCAGGACACACUGAGAAUGUGACCUCUGAUGAACUGAACUACGCAGCAGUGACAUUUCGAUCUAAAGCCAAAAGAAGAAGAGCCGGAGCCAAAUGUCUUGUAUGCUGCUACCAGAUAGAGUGA
Molecule: messenger RNA, 750 nt
Organism: Labrus bergylta (ballan wrasse)
Lineage: Eukaryota; Metazoa; Chordata; Actinopteri; Labriformes; Labridae
Source: RefSeq, a predicted model, not a curated record